CCCAUGGUCAAAGUCAGGCGAUUACUUGCUCUCGCAAAUAUCAAGAACAAGAAUAUUGCGAAGAAUUCAAGAAUGCUGUCAACAACACUUACAUAUUGCAGACUUAGACAUGUUUUGCAUCAAUUUAAGCGGAGCAUUACUCUUUCUACAAAUCCAUUGUUGCAUGGAGAGUACGAAUAUCAAGACCCCAAAUCUGAAGAUGAAGUAGUGAACAUAACAUAUAUAGACAAAAAUGGAACGAGAAUUCCGGUGAAAGGGAAAGUUGGUGAUAAUGUGAUGUACCUGGCUCACAGACACGGGAUAGAAAUGGAAGGAGCGUGUGAGGCGUCUCUGGCUUGUUCCACGUGCCAUACAUACAUUCAUGAAGACUUCUGUGAUAAACUGCCGGAACCAAAGGAAGAGGAAGAAGACAUGCUGGAUAUGGCGCCAUUCCUGAAAGUGAACUCUAGAUUAGGUUGUCAAAUUGUUCUGAACAAGGAGCUUGAAGGGAUAGAAGUCAAGUUGCCACCGGUGACGAGAAAUUUCUACGUCGACGGGCAUGUACCACAACCACACUGAAACCUUAACAAAGGGUAUACACCAGUUUCAGAGAUACCUCAAUCUGGGGCAUAUACCAGUUUCAGUGAUACCUCAACCAAAGGAUAUUUACAAGGUGCAGUGAACAGUUAAGCUUGUAGACUUGCAGAGUACUGCCCUUUGCCACAGAUCAAGUUUGUCUUUCUUGUUAUUAUUCAUGUUUCUAGUCGUUAUAGUCAGGUCAGAGAAUUCUUAUUUUAGAUUUUCAUCCUGGUGUACGAUGUACUUAUGUCGGUAAAACCAAACUAUUUGUUGUAAAGAACCUGGUGGUAAAAUACGGCAAAAAUUAGACUUGAAAUUACAUGUUUCAAAAGCUUUCUUAGUUAAAACCUAAGCUUUUGUCACAACAAAAUUUGGCCUCAGCAUGUAGUGGUAAAAAAUACGGAAAAAUAAAGCAGAACUUUACAUGAUACAAAAGCUUUCUUAGUAAAAGAAUUUUGAAUAAAUCCUGCUCGACAACUUUAUUAUUUAAAGAAUUUGAUGAGAAUCUGAAGAUGAUUUUUCUCUGGCCUUGUAUUAAUGUAAGUUGUGUUCUUUUGCUCUGUCAGUUUGUAAUAGGUACAUACACAUUUGAUACUUAAGUUGAAAUACAAGAGUUCUGUAUAUUUUCUCAUCGUCUUAGUUUUACUCAAAAUCUGGUAAUAGGAUUAUGAAUAAUGGCAUUAGUGUAAAAGGUGUAUUCCAUCAGAUUGGUUUUCACUGGUUCUUAAGCUCAUCUGAUUUUCAAAGGAAAAAAUAGUUCCUGUUGUCAUAGUCUUGGUAGUUUUCUUAAGUGAUGUUGCUGUGAAAAAAUAUUAACUUGAUUGACUCGAUGCCAGUGAUUAUGCACAUAUAUUAUAAGUUCCAUAACUCUGACUCAAAUAAUUGUCCACUAAGAAAUAGAUUAGGGUUGGAGUUCGCUCUUGUUUAAUAAUACAAUGAAAAAUACAGAAGUUAAAAAUAAAUAAAUAACCCUGUUUAGGGUAAGCCUUGCUUGCUUAUGAUCUGAAAGAGUAAUAAUUUAAGUUUGAUUUGUGUCUUAAUUCUCCAUUUUUUUUGCAUUUUGUAUUUAAAUCAUAUUUUGUGCUUCCAUUCAAUCAGCAACUGUGAUAAAUUGAAGACAUAUUUGUAGUAAAUAUUCAUGGGUUUCUAGAAAAUGUUGAUUAUGCAGAGUUGAAAUAAUUUCUUAAACAGAACUACCGGUAUGUUAAUGAAAUUUGUACUUCAGGCACACCAGUGAUAAUAAUCUAAUUAUGAAAAAAGUAACAAUGGGUGGGACAAAAGGAACUUUUAUUCAUUUAUAAGUGCUAAUAGAUCUCAUGGUGGACUUAAUUUCAUUAAAAAAUACUGAAUGGAAAACUGCUACAAAGUUCAAGAUUUUAAAAAGAUCUUAAGCUUGCUUUGAUUAACCAAAACAUGAUUGCAGUUAUGUUGUUUAUUUUGUCAGGUUCUAGAUAAACAUUUGAAAGAAAACUGAAACUUCAGUCCACAUACUUGUAACAAGUGGAAAUGAAGAAAAAAUGUUUAUAAGCUCAUGUGUUUUCUUUGAAGAAUAAAACGUCAAUGUAU
This is a messenger RNA of Mya arenaria, 2124 nucleotides long. RefSeq names its product adrenodoxin-like protein 1, mitochondrial. Gene Ontology annotation, biological process: positive regulation of oxidoreductase activity; P450-containing electron transport chain. Gene Ontology annotation, molecular function: 2 iron, 2 sulfur cluster binding. The record is from RefSeq and is a predicted model, not a curated record. The coding region runs from base 4 to 558 and encodes 184 amino acids. Gene Ontology annotation, cellular component: mitochondrion. NCBI's taxonomy places the organism in Eukaryota, Metazoa, Mollusca, Bivalvia, Myida, Myidae. The transcript is spliced from 6 exons.